AUGGUAUUAAACUCUAUGUAUGCUAUACAUAAUGUAAAUAGAACAUCGUAUAAGGCUUUUGAGCUGUUUGUUGUUUAUCAUUAUAGCGAAUUUCAGAAUUGCAAAUAUUUUCCUAAAACUGAAACUUUAGCAUUUCAUUUUUUAGUUGAUAAAAUAAUGUCUUUAAAAACAUUACCAAUACUGUUUUUAAAUCUUGGUGGAGAAAUGAUGUACAUUCUCGAUCAGAGACUAAGAGCACAAAAUAUAGCAGAAGAAAAAGCCAAGAAAGUAAUGCAUGACAUUUUAUCAACAAUGUUAAACAAAAGAUUUAUGGAUGAGUUAUUUAAACCACAGGAUGCAUACUCUAAGAAAGCAAUGAGGACAGUGUUUGAUCGUCUUGCACAUGCUUCCAUAAUGCGUCUGAAUGCAGCAAGCAUGGAUAAGCUCUACGAUUUGAUGACGAUGGCAUUAAAAUAUCAGGUCAGUCUUAGCAAACAGCCAUAUGAUGUGCUGAUGGUGACAUUGAAUCACAUGGAUGCAAUAAGAGAGUUUGCAAGAGGAAACGAAGCUAUCUUGAUACAAAUUGAGAAUGUGUAUGCAUUAAUAAAAGAGAAUUAUGAGAAUUUAACAAUUGGUCAGUUUCAGUUAAUUCGACAGACAUUACUAUCGUUCUUUCAAGAUAUGCACAUUAGAGUUUCCAUAUUUUUAAAAGACAACGUCCAGACCAGUAAUGGCAGAUUCAUCUUACCGAAAAAUGGCCAAGUUCCAUGGGGAAGUGAUACUCCUGGAGCUAUAAGGUUUUUUGAUGAAUCUGGUAUGCAGAGAAGUGUUUCGACAUUUGAAAUUGAACAGAAGUAUCAAUUAGCAGAUAAGAUUGGCACUUUUGAGUUGCUUGGAGAUCGUGUCACGAAAUAUGGAUGUAACAUGUACAAAGCGUCAAGAAACAUCGACACGACGAUAGCUCAGCCACCUUCAAGAAAUACUGGAGUUACUCGUUCUAAACCAGAACGUGACGAUGUGGCAGAUGAUUUGGCGAAAGCGGAAUUGAAUUUAUUGGAAUAUUUGAUAUCUGGAAAAAAACCGGAAGGAAAAGCAGACUUCCGAUUGAAUUUAUUUGAUACUGACAAGGAGGAAGAAAACGCUGAAGAAGUAUACGCGCAAAUAAGAAGAGAAAUUGUUGUAGAUGCAUCCCAGCGCCAACAAAGACAGGAAUUAAAAAAUCUCAUGAAUGAAUUUUCAAUUGAUCCUUCAAAAUCAGAAAGCGAUGGUGAUGAUUUGUUAGCUUUAAUGGAUUCAACUUCAAAGUAAUUAAUGCAUAUCGAGAAAACGUAUCAUGGCGUGAUUAAGCGAGAUAUGUCUAAAAAAAAAAUCUAAACAAGCGAGACAUAUUUUAUCCAAAUGUGUAAUAUAUUGUUGAAAAAUGUAAUUAUCUAUUAUACAGUUGACUCUCGAUAA
Molecule: messenger RNA, 1434 nt
Organism: Hydractinia symbiolongicarpus
Lineage: Eukaryota; Metazoa; Cnidaria; Hydrozoa; Anthoathecata; Hydractiniidae
Product: protein OSCP1-like
Exons: 13
Coding region: 1-1287 (428 amino acids)
Biological process (GO): transport
Cellular component (GO): cytoplasm; plasma membrane
Source: RefSeq, a predicted model, not a curated record